AUGAAUUCUCUUCAAGAAAAAAAAAUCAAGACUGAUAACAAUAAUUAUAUUGCAGCACAAAAAUUAUAUUAUAAUGCUGCAUCACCAGGAAUAAUUUAUAUCAAUGGGCUUUAUUCGGAAAUGAAUAAUUCACGCAAAGUUGACUUUAUUAGAAAUUUUUGUGCAAGAAAAAAAGAAAUUAAUUUCUUAACAUUUGACCAUUAUGCACAUGGAUCAUCUUCUGGAAAUAACGAGUAUAUUAGUAUUGGAAGAUUUUAUAAAGAUUUGUGUUUAAUAAUGGAAAAAGAAACCGAUGGUUCACCAAAAAUAUUGAUCGGUUAUAGUAUGGGAGUUUGGUUGGCACUAUUACUAAUUAUAUCAAAUCAUCAUUAUUUAAUUGGUAAAAAAAUUAAAGGAUUGAUUGGAAUUUCACCCGCAAUUAAUUUCACUCAAAGUUUAAUUGUAGAUAAAGAAGAAAAAAGCAAUAAUAAUAUAAACCUGAAAGAAGAGAACAACAAUAAAUUGAUUUAUAAAUUAAAAUCAUCGUAUUCUGAUAAAGGAAGAUCGAGAAUUCUCAUACAAUGA
Molecule: messenger RNA, 564 nt
Organism: Entrophospora candida
Lineage: Eukaryota; Fungi; Glomeromycota; Glomeromycetes; Entrophosporales; Entrophosporaceae
Source: the annotation of a GenBank genome assembly